This is a messenger RNA of Gadus macrocephalus (Pacific cod), 1464 nucleotides long. Its product is annotated as zinc finger and SCAN domain-containing protein 21-like. The record is from RefSeq and is a predicted model, not a curated record. Gene Ontology annotation, cellular component: nucleus. The transcript has 2 exons. Bases 74 to 1117 code for a protein of 347 amino acids. Lineage: Eukaryota; Metazoa; Chordata; Actinopteri; Gadiformes; Gadidae.
CGGCAGUCCUCAAUCAUUACUUCCGGGUGAGCGGAUGUAAACACAAGGAAAACGCCUUUAAUUUCCAGACAACAUGACGAAACUGGAAUUAUUAAACGUUUUUCUGAACGAUCGGCUUACGGCGGCGGCCGAGGACAUCUUUAAAGCCAUCAAGAACACGGUUGCGGAGUACCAGGACGAGAUCCUCCGCUUCAAGGAGGAGAACGAGCGGCUCAAGAGGCUGCUGAACGUGGCAGUGCAGCGCAUUUUACUGCAGCCCGUAACGAAUUCGAUCCCACCGCCAGAAGAACCAUCUUCAGACCCACUGCCAUGCGAGGACAGACUGGCACCUGCCAGUCGGGGGGACCGGGACAUGUCCCCGCCACCCAUCAGAGUGAUAAAGGAGGAAGAGGAACAGAGUCCGGUCAGAAGCGAUGAGAACAACACAAGAACCUCCCUGUCCAUCUUCUCAGGAGAAAACGGUGGUCAGACUGAGCGAGAACACAUGUUGGUGGAUCUGUCACCUUUCCAACCCUCGUAUGACAGAGUGAUUGAUGAGGUAAAAACAGAACAUAUUCUAGAAGAAAUCGAUCGGUUUGGCCACAGCCCAACCGCUUUGCAACCAGUUUGUUCAAACUUCCAUGAAGUGCAGACGGACCCCUGCGCCGAUGCCCCACACGGCGACAUCAGGCUCCCAAACGGACCCAGCAUCUCCGCGGAUAAGGAACAGGACACGAAGCCCACAGGGCACUCGAGCGACAAUACAAACGUGGGCGUGCCGGCCCUGCGCCUCAAGGGCGUGCGGCCCCUCCGGCCCCCGAGGGCCACGUACCAGAGCCAGAGCCUGCAGAAGGUGCACGCGUGCCGGGAGUGCGGCAAGUGCUUCAGCUUCGCCUGCCAGCUGGAGGUCCACAUGCGCUGGCACACCAAAGAGAAGCCAUACGGCUGCACCGUGUGCCGCAAGAGCUUCACCACGGUCAGCAUGCUGCGGCGGCACCACCGCAUCCACACUGGGGAGAAGCCCUUCCGCUGCCACGUGUGCGGCAAGUGCUUCAACCAGUCGGCCCACCUCAACACGCACUUCCGCCUGCACACCGGCGAGAGCGCCCGCUGGUCCCGCAUGGUGCCCCACUCCUAGGGCCACCGGGGAGGGGGCCACCGGGGAGGGGGCCCCACUCCUAGGGCCACCGGGGAGGGGCCUGCACUAUAGAAAAAGAUCUGUGAAGGGGAUUGUGGUUGACGUGUGUGUGCUGGUUCCUUUGCGAUGUACGUGGUAGCCGUGUGCCUACGCUUGGUUUUGUGUUUAUUGUGCAACUAGUUUUGAGUGGAGUGCUUUUCUCAUGUCCAAAUGUUUGUUUAGUUUAUUUGUCCAGCGAGAACCUCACGUGAUUUUAGAUAUUAACCUAUUUGAUUUCAGAGAUAUUUAGACCCUAAAUGUAUGUUUCUCUUUCAUAAAAAGGGCGCAUGUAACCAUGGUGGACCGUG